AUGAGACCCACAGAGCAUGCAUUCAUUCCCUCUGUUCCUUCUGUCUCCCUUUCCAAGGUGGAUGCCCAGCUGCAGGUUGUACGGAAGCUGGAGGAGAAGGAACACUUACUGCAGAACAGUAUUGGAACAGGAGAGAAGGAAUUGGGUCUGCGAACACAGGCCCUGGAAAUGAACAAACGCAAGGCUAUGGAUGCAGCGCAGCUUGCAGAUGAUCUGAAGGCCCAGCUAGAGCUGGCUCAGAAGAAGUUACAUGAUUUUCAGGAGGAGAUUGUGGAAAACAGAGUAACUAGAGAGAAAGAGAUGUUCAACUUCAAAAGGGCUGAGGAAGAUAUUUCUAGGUUGCGCAGGAAGCUGGAGACCACAAAGAAGCCUGACAUGGUUCCCAAUUGUGAUGAGAUCCUGAUGGAGGAAAUCAAGGAUUACAAGGCCCGCCUGACAUGCCCGUGCUGCAACAUGCGUAAGAAGGACGCGGUGCUCACCAAGUGCUUCCACGUCUUCUGCUUCGAGUGCGUGAAGACGCGCUAUGACACCCGGCAGCGCAAGUGCCCCAAGUGCAACGCUGCCUUUGGGGCCAAUGACUUCCACAGGAUCUACAUUGGCUGAGGCUCUCACAGAGCCUCUGCUUGUGUGAGCUGCCUCCCUCCCUCUGUCAGCUUCUGCCACCUGAGCUGUAGUGUCUUCUGGAGGUGCGUUCAGGGUCUCAAAAGAAAUGCACUCUGGAUCUUGCUUCCUUUCUUGGCCCUGUCCCUUUGGUCUUGCCCUCAGUUUUUGUGUGCUCUUUGUGCCUGGGAGGAAAUUUCCUAUCUGUCACUUUGAUACUGCCGGGGUGGGAAUCUGCAACUGAGGUGCUGCCUUGGUGGGAUGGAAGCUGAGCUGCAGCAGAGAUUAGUGAGAGUUUUAUGUGAGGGCUCUGCUUUGGAUGCUAAUUAAAUCCUAUCAAGGGAUGGCUCUGCACCUGGGAGGGAAGAGUUUCCCAAGUAGCAGACCAAAUAGAAGCCAAGGAACUGAAUCUGUAGACUGAGCAGAGCAGCUCCUUGUGUACCUGUGUAUCUUCCUGAGUCAGGGCAAGAACUCCUGAGGGCUGGUGCACUAGGAAACAUCCUCCCUAGCCUCUAACAAACACAUCUAAAUAUGUAGAAGAGGAGAAAGGGAGAGAUCUUGGAGACCCUUAGAAAACAGCAUGUCACUGGUGAGCUCUGGUUAAUGUAUUUAACCUUCCCCUAGGCUGAGGCAUUGCUGCCAUUGUCCUCAGAAAAGGACUUCUAGCAGCUCCUUUGCUUCAACUGUACCACAAAUAUUAAUCUUGUUAUGCACACGUUCUUAUUAAAGCUGUUGUUUGGCUUAUUUUUCUGUUUCUCUUGCCUCUGGUACUAUCUGUCUGUUCUCCCAUCCCUUGUCCAGUUCUUGGAAACAUUUCUCACAAGCUUGAAACUUCUAGAGUAGAGACAAUUAAUUCCUUCUUCCUCUGCUUUCAAAAUAUGCUCAACUAGAACAACUUUUGUCUCUUUGGCUCUAUCCCCGGUACCUUAUUCCUGACACAACAGGAGGGCCAGGAUUCUGCAUUAUUUCUGCAGUCAUUUUGCCAUGGCUGCUGGAAAUUUUGGUAGGGAUGUGGUGUGGCUUAGAAUCUCAGUGCUCCCUGUACUUGGAGGCUGCAUUUGAAGUCUGCUCCUAAAAUCAAAAUGGGAAGUUGUUGCCUUUCCACAUUUCUUCCUAGGGUGUAGUGUUUUCUCCAUAAACUUAAUGUGCAUGGAAAGUGCACCUGUCAGAGGCUUGUCUCUUGGGUGUCCAUCCCAUGAAGCAUGGAAUCUCUGGCCUUCCUCCAUCCCCUCCCUGCAGAACAUAACAGAUCUCAGAUGUUAGAUGUUACAUGGUGGCUAACAGAUGGCCUGGAGGCCUCGAAUUUAUAGAUAACUAAUUAGAACUCGAUGGGUCUAGACUAGGAGAAAAACAUCCUUAGUGGAAAAGCGUUGUAAAGCUUGGAGAUUUAAAUUCGAUCAAUGCCAGCCAACCCCCAGCAGGCAUGGAGGUAGGCAGCUAUGGGCCAGUGAACUGGGUAGUAACCAAAUUCAGCCAAUUGGAAUCACCCAUACAGGUUUUUGAAAACCAUAUAAAAAGGAACUUCACUCAAUAAAAAUUUGCUGUUGCCACAUGAA
Molecule: messenger RNA, 2156 nt
Organism: Cyanistes caeruleus (blue tit)
Lineage: Eukaryota; Metazoa; Chordata; Aves; Passeriformes; Paridae
Source: RefSeq, a predicted model, not a curated record